GAAGAUCCCUAGAUCAAAAAAGCCUUAGAAAACCUCUUCUUAGGCUAGAUUCUUUACAAUAAGUAGGCGCUUGCCUUUCUUCUAGAUCGUUGAUAUUUUGCGGCUCAAUUUUUUUGUGUUAUAUGUGUUUGUGAGUCAGCUAAGUUCACACUUUCGCAGGCUCGAAAUCGAGUUUCGUCUAGAAUGGCAAGCGCCGACAUUCAUAUUGCGUUGUAUCGGCAUCGUCAUUAGUUUUUCCGUCCGGAUUGAAUGAAUGUUUUCUAAUGGUAGUAUAUAGGUGUUCUGUUGUUUCGUAGAGCAUUCCUUGAAACUUCGUAAUUUACAAAGCCGGUGAUUGUGGACAUGUCGCCUGGCGAGACUCGUCGUGAGAAUCCCCAAACGGGAACCCCCUGCUGGGGCUUCAUGUAAGGCCAGGGAGGACAACAAUUUGCACCCAUGUCGGCCGUCAAGCUCCCAAGCAUUGACGACUUUGUGGUGCUCAAGCCGAUUAGCCGAGGUGCCUUCGGUAAGGUGUAUCUAGCACAAAAGAAAGGCAGUGAAGGUCAGUUCUUUGCCAUCAAGAGUGUCAAGAAGAGUGAAAUGGUGCACAAGAAUAUGGUUGACCAAGUUCUUGCUGAGCGUAAUGCCUUGGCCGUCAGCCGUAGUCCGUUUGUGGUGCACCUGUUCUACUGCUUGCAGACACCCACCAGCGUGCACUUGGUGAUGGAGUACAUGAUUGGCGGAGAUGUCAAGUCAUUGCUGCAUGCCUAUGGCUUCUUUGAGGAGCCCAUGGCUCGCUUCUACACGGCAGAGGCAGCCCUUGCUCUGGACUACCUUCAUCGCCGAGGCAUUAUCCACAGGGAUCUGAAACCGGACAAUAUGCUCAUCUCUGCUGAAGGGCAUGUCAAACUCACCGACUUUGGUCUCUCGCAAGUUGAGUGCAAGAAAAUUGAUCUGGCUGAUCUGAUUGGGACUCCGGCAAGUCGUGCAUCACGUCCUGUCCAGGGACGCACACCUGGCCAGCUUCUGUCACUUACGUCAGACCUAUCCUUUACUGAGCCGCCGCAGCGAUCAGCACGACGGCGUCUUCCCCGAGGUUCCUGCUCUGCUGGUGGUUCCAUGAAGCGGCCCUCAUCGAGCCCCCUGGUGGUAAAUGCCAAGCGCCUACACUUUGACCUGGGAACCAGCCCACCUCUGCGAAGUCCCCUUCACAGCAGCAGUCUGCAGUCGCCCAAUGUCCUGAGUCCCGAGUGGGCUGAUGGUGCCAGCCACAGUGAAGAGGUGUUUACAUCAAGACCCACUGACAUCACUCCUGUGGCUGAGGCAUUCACUGCAGCCAGCAGCCUAGAGCGCAGGACCCCCAAGGUGUCCAGAGGCCAGCACCGUCUGUUGGGCACCCCGGAUUAUUUAGCACCUGAGCUGCUCCUGGGACAGAAACAUGGUGCACCUGUGGACUGGUGGGCCCUUGGCAUAUGUCUGUACGAGUUCAUGACAGGAAUCCCACCUUUCUGUGACCAGAGCCCAGAGGCAGUCUUCGCUAACAUUCUGCAUGGAGGUACAGAGCCCCUAGUGGCGAGCACCAAAACCAAAUUUGGUGGCUUCUCGGCCGACGAGACAGUGUGGGAGCUUGGGCAUUCCUUCGCAUUCAUGACGUCUGAGAUGAGCUUGAGUGGCCCGUUGGGGAGGAGGCACUGUCGGCCACAGCAGUGCAUGCUGUGUCAGAGCUGCUCACUCGAGAACCUGAAGCACGGCCGGGAUUCCAUGAACUCUGUUUGCUGCCGUUUUUCGAGAGUGUCACGUGGAGCAGCCUGUUGGACAAGGAGCCUCCAUUCGUGCCUAAUCCUGACGAUGACACCGACACUUGUUACUUUGAUGCACGCAACCAGAUGCAGCACCUGCAGCUUUCAAGCUUUGGCUCCUAGCUGAUGCCUGCCCCGAGAACUCGACGAUUGUGCGUCGCUCCUUUUAGUGCUUUAGCGUGUAUUGGUUCUUAGCUUGCAAAAGUUUUAGCCUGGUCUGUUUGAUUGUUAGUUCUCAUUAAUGAUUUCCCGAUCUUUUCUGUAAUUCACGUGACAGUGCAUCACGUGACUACGUGCCCAUGUCAUUCGUCUGCACGAACAUAAAUUUCCGUUCCACACAUAGGUGGUUCCAGCUUACAACCUAGCUUAUAAUGUCACUUCGACAAUGUGCUCAGUUUUGCCUGCGGAGCACUCCAAGGACCCAACUAGUCAUCCACCUGACAUUUUAUGGUCACGUAGGUUUCAGUACAGUCUAAGGCUAACAAUGCUCAAAAGCAGUGCAAAAAAUAAACUGACUGGGUCUAAAAUAAUAACGUUACGAAGUUGUGACGGUGAAGAAGGCUGCAGCAAAACUGGAAAAUACAGACCGCUUUUUUUUUAGCAAACUUGUGCCUGAAAAAUGAUAACUCACUAUACAAGCGAUGUACACUGAUAGUGAUAAAAACAGUCAUCGAAUGUA
This is a messenger RNA of Rhipicephalus microplus (southern cattle tick), 2457 nucleotides long. It is a transcript of the gene gwl, whose product is annotated as serine/threonine-protein kinase greatwall. Lineage: Eukaryota; Metazoa; Arthropoda; Arachnida; Ixodida; Ixodidae. Gene Ontology annotation, cellular component: nucleus. Gene Ontology annotation, biological process: intracellular signal transduction; peptidyl-serine phosphorylation. The record is from RefSeq and is a predicted model, not a curated record. Gene Ontology annotation, molecular function: protein serine/threonine kinase activity; ATP binding.